AUGAACCCAAGUCUUCUGGACCACAGCAUGCAUAAUUUUCCCAGCAGUACCUACCCAGAGGACAGAGCAGAGAAUCCUUCCUCCUUUCUACACGACAACACAUACAACUCGUCCACUCCUCCAUCCUCCUCUCACUCAAGCGCAGGAUCCCUUAUCUCUAUGCUCCUACAGAAAACCAUUGAGAGUAAACAGACCCUCCAGGAGAGCACCGCUGCAUAUUACCACCCAGACGCUCAUAUUACCUUCCCUGCCUUGACGAGCGCUAGCCUGGUGGAUCAUCACAGCAGCACUUGUUCCAAGAGCAGCAGCGCCACCAUGGAGCCUCUGUCUCCAGCCAGCCAGGCAUCCACCGGGGCCAGCCCCACUAGAGUCAGCCCCAAUGGGGCCGGGUCGACCCAGGACUGGACCCUGGAGCUGGGGGACAGACGCCGGGCGAAGCGUGCCAGAGUGGAGAACAUCAUCAGAGGCAUGGCAGGCUCUCCUCCCAGUCCCGGUGUUCAUUGUACAGAUGAGGGGGAGACCACUCCAACCAGUGACCUUGAGAGUGAGACAAUGGAAAACAAGCAGGAGAAUAAGAGGAAACAGAGGGUGCCGCAGCACCAGGACCUCCUGAGGAAAGGGGGCGCUAGCGGGAAGAGUACGGACGAGGGCCAUAACCUGAGGAAGCAGCUUCAGACCAUGCAGAUGCUCCUGGGUCAACUCCAGGCCAGGUUCAUCCAAAUCUACGAGUACCAGACUGAGUCUGAGGAGGACGUCAGUGAUGGGGCGAUUUCAACAGGUGUGAUGGAGGAUGACCACCAACGUACUUGGUUCAAAGGAUACCCGGAGACAGAGGUGUUCAUGGACCCUUACAGUGAGUUUAACAAUGGAAGGCCUUUAGAUAAAGGUCAUCUGGGAUGUAAGAAUCACAAGCUAACUGACUACAUCCACUCAAACCCAGACAAAGAAGACAAACUCCUAGCAGAUAUUCUCAAGGAUGAGCUCUCCAGAGCCAUAAACUCUAGCGUUGACUCGAUUUUCAAAAACAUAUCACAUACUUUAUUCAAGUCACCACAGCUACACAUCGAGGAUGGGGGAAUGGUGGAAACAGACGAUGAGACCAUGUUCCUCAGCUCUCACGAGCCAGCGUCAUCAUCCACCCAUCCCUCCCUCCUAUGCAACCACCCCACUGCCCUACAGGAAGACCACCAAGUACUGGACAACCUCAAACACAACAGCUACCAUCAAGAUACCUUCGAAGGGCUCCAGUGUAGACCCACUACCACGGGUCUGCCUACCCCAGAGAUGGUUGACUUAUUGUGGGAUCCGGUCAAAGUGAGGUCCAAGGUGACCUCCAGGCCACCCAGGAGUCCUCAGGCUCACCACCCCAUGGCCACAGGGCAUCAUGUGCUUCUGGACAGUAUCGGUCUCCCUCACGUCAAGAUGGAGUGUGGUAGCUUCCAGAGCAGGGUGAAGAGGACCUCAUAUGUGCUGAAUGAAGGUCUGACCACACACCAUCUGAAGAAAGCCAAGUUGAUGUUCUUCUAUUCUCGCUACCCUAGCUCUAACGUGCUCACAACCUUUUUCUCCGAUGUCCAGCUCACUCGCUGUAUCAUAUCCCAGCUGAUUAAAUGGUUCAGCAACUUCAGAGAGUUCUACUAUAUUCAGAUGGAGAAGUUUGCCCGUCAGGCCCGAGUGGAGGGGGUGAACAGCGUGGGGGAUGUAACAGUGGGAAGAGACUCUGAGCUCUUCAGAGCCCUCAACAUGCACUACAACAAGGCCAAUGACUUUCAGGUCCCUGACAGGUUCCUUGAAGUGGCUGAGAUCACACUGCAGGAGUUUUACGUCGCCAUCUCUCUGGCCAGAGACUCAGACCCAUCCUGGAAGAAAGCCAUCUAUAAGGUCAUCUGUAAACUGGACAGUGACGUACCGGCCGAAUUCAAAGUCCCCCUCACAACAUAGAGAAAGAGCCAGACGGAGAGGGAGUUUCAUCCAGAAUGGUUGGUGCUGUAUUGAAAACAAAACUGUACGUUCCUGUAUGGGCCAUGUACUGAAUCUAAGACUUGCUAAAACUACAAACAGCAGGACAGGGCACCUGGUAUUUUAAGAUAUGGUCACUGUCGAUGUUUGACGGUUCUGUAAGUCGCUUUGGAUAAAAGUGUCCGGUAAAUGAGCAUUGUAACGGCAGCAUUAUCCAUUUCCCAUCCAGGAGGUCAGUCACGUGAAACGUACGGCUAUACAGUAGACAUAACGGGGUUUUAUGUUCAGAGUAGGAGCAUUGUAGAGCAAACUGCAAUAUACCAUUUCAAUUUAAAAAAACUAAAAAACAAUGUCUACCAUUUUGAUUGACAUUUAGAGGCAUGUGUUGCUGUAGGAGUAUAUCAUCAAACCGUGUUGGCGCAGUUGUGAAUGAAAUGUUGUGUAUUUUUGCUACAUCAAUCAGAUUAAUGUAGCAAUAAUACAAGAGACCUUCAUUUUUUACUUUUUCAGUUUGCAGAGAGCACUGAUGGUUUCCAAACCGUUGUAAAGAAACUGGACAGACAACAAAAAAAAGCACAAGCACAAGCCACACAAAAUCCUUUAAUAUACAAUGGCUGCAGUCUUUCUGUCAGCAUGUUUCUCAUUCUACUAGCAUGGUGUAUCAGAACAAUGAAACCUGUAUAAUGUGUCAAACCUGAACUGGAUUUACAUUGACAUCACCCUGAUACUGUAAUGGACAGGAGAUACUUUAUGGUCAUCAAGGGAACCACAAUCAAAAGUCAGUAUCACAUUUUGUUUAAUUUUUUAAAAACUAAAUACCAAUUAAUAUUACAUGUAUACUAAGAAUGUGAUGUGUCUUCAAGUCCAAAAUGUACAGUGCAGUCUGUACAACGAUCCCAUUUCUCUUCAAAAGACGUGAAAGGAAGCGCUUUAAUUAAAUAUUCAGUACAUGCUGCACGGAUUCUGCUAAAGGAGAGACUGCCAGGACAUUUGACUGUUAGCAACAUUCUUUAGUCGGCGGACUUCAGACUAGUUUACGUCACACAGCUUCUUUCACAUCAAUAUACUUACCUUGACGUCUCUGUUCCAGCCAUCAACACAGGAAAAGGAGCUGUCAAAAGCUCCAUAUUGGAUAUUUCAAUCAGACAUGAUCUCAAACAUGACUUGUGAGUUUCUCUUCAUACAUCCCAGCAAUACUAGUUGAUUCCCCCCUCCAGUAAUACUGUGGUGAUCUGUUGUGUGCAUCGCCAGGAAAUCACAGAGCCGUAGUGUAACGCCUCUCUAGAUCUGCCUACAGUAAUGACUCUCUCUACAGCUGCCUACAGUAAUGACUCUCUACAGCUGCCUACAGUAAAGACUCUAGAUCUGCCUACAGUAAUGACUCUCUCUACAGCUGCCUACAGUAAUGACUCUCUCUACAGCUGCCUACAGUAAUGACUCUCUCUACAGCUGCCUACAGUAAUGACUCUCUCUACAGCUGCCUACAGUAAUGACUCUCUCUACAGCUGCCUACAGUAAUGACUCUCUCUACAGCUGCCUACAGUAAUGACUCUCUCUACAGCUGC
Coregonus clupeaformis (lake whitefish) is the source of this 3524-nucleotide messenger RNA. Its product is annotated as prospero homeobox protein 1-like. The record is from RefSeq and is a predicted model, not a curated record. Bases 1 to 1941 code for a protein of 646 amino acids. Gene Ontology annotation, cellular component: nucleus. Lineage: Eukaryota; Metazoa; Chordata; Actinopteri; Salmoniformes; Salmonidae. The transcript has 5 exons. Gene Ontology annotation, biological process: regulation of transcription by RNA polymerase II. Gene Ontology annotation, molecular function: RNA polymerase II cis-regulatory region sequence-specific DNA binding; DNA-binding transcription factor activity, RNA polymerase II-specific.